This is a messenger RNA of Peronospora belbahrii, 582 nucleotides long. The record is from the annotation of a GenBank genome assembly. Lineage: Eukaryota; Oomycota; Peronosporomycetes; Peronosporales; Peronosporaceae.
AUGGCGAUGUUCUCUGGUGACGAUUGCCAAUCGUCUUCUUCCAAGAAAGUGCAAGUACUACGACAUUUGUAUUAUACCAGUGGUCGUCAUUAUUGGGAAGUGCUAAUCGAGCACAUGGUAGAUCCUCAACAUGUCGUCGUUGGCAUAGCGCCAUCCGAAGCGUUUGAAAUUGGAGCUAUAGAGGAAGCAGUAGGAUACGCUGCUACUGGUUUUAUCUUGCAUAGCGGGCUAGAAAUAUGUAGGGUUCAAUCUUUUGCUGCGGGAGAUACCGUUGGGGUGUAUCUGGAUAUGAAUACACAUGAGGUGGCGUUUUUUCUGAACGACGAAGCGCUGCUGGAUCCACGAGAAACGGAUGAUGAUGAUGUGACCAUUGAUUACGGUGAGACAGCGCCUGGUCGAGUGGUUGGAGCUGGCAUUGCACAAGAGGUCGUAGAGAUGAAAGCACCUGCAUACGCUGUAAAUACUAGGAGGGUCUCAUGGUUUUCAUUCCAAUCUCGAACGGUGUUCGCAACAAUCAAAUUCUCCUCCAAAGCAGACAAUUUUGUCGUUAUGGGAUCAGACGUGCCCACUGGCUAUCGAUAG